Molecule: messenger RNA, 447 nt
Organism: Chondrus crispus (carragheen)
Lineage: Eukaryota; Rhodophyta; Florideophyceae; Gigartinales; Gigartinaceae
Exons: 1
Coding region: 1-447 (148 amino acids)
Source: RefSeq, a predicted model, not a curated record
AUGAUUCAAGGCACCUAUGGAAUCCUCUCCGUGGCAUCGUCGCUCGUUGGUUGGAUGCCCAUCUCUUCAUUUGGAGACAUCCCGCACCAUCCUACUAUCUUACGCCCUCUACUCGAACCGUACAAUUUCUAUUCUACAGGCGGCAGAUCUAUGCAAAUAAAGCAUGCCCUAAAUGACCUUAGAGUAUUCGCAUGCGGCAGUGGGGUCAGGGGAUGUCACAUCCUGCCAGGGCCACGAGUCGUUUAUGACAGGAGAACAAAACGGAAUCCAAUCUCUUCCGCCUAUCGCUUGAUUAGGAAGCGAUCUCAUACCUCACGUUCUUGUUCGCAAAUCAGUCCUACCCUGGAAAGGGGAAGACGAACAGAUGGUGCCCCCUCCUUGGAAGAGACUCAUCAUCAACAUAAGUUGCGGCUUGCUACGAAGUUAAGGGAAAUCGUUGCAUGGUGA